Messenger RNA from Acanthosepion pharaonis, 825 nucleotides. The record is from the annotation of a GenBank genome assembly. Lineage: Eukaryota; Metazoa; Mollusca; Cephalopoda; Sepiida; Sepiidae.
AUGUAUGAAUUAGUAUAUUUUCGUUUCACCGUGUAUAUUGUCUCACACACGCACUUCUCUCCUGCCUUAUCUAUCUCUCUCUCUUCUUCCUUAUCUCUCUCUCUCUUCUUCCUUAUCUCUCUCUCUCUUCUUCCUUAUCUCUCUCUCUCACUUCUUCCUUGUAAAUCUCUCUCUCUUCUUCCUUACCUCUCUCUCUUCUUCCUUAUCUCUCUCUCUUCUUCCUUAUCUCUCUCUCUCUCUUCUUUCUUAUGUAUAUCUAUAUUUCUUCUUCCUUGUAAAUCUCUCUCUCUCUUCUUCCUUAUCUCUCUCUCUCUUCUUCCUUAUCUCUCUCUCUCUUCUUCCUUAUCUCUCUCUCUCUUCUUCCUUGUAAAUCUCUCUCUUCUUCCUUAUCUCUAUCUCUCUUCUUCCUUAUCUCUAUCUCUCUUCUUCCUUAUCUCUAUCUCUCUUCUUCCUUGUAAAUCACUCUCUCUUCUUCCUUGUAAAUCACUCUCUCUUCUUCCUUGUAAAUCUCUCUCUCUUCUUCCUUGUAAAUCUCUCUCUCUUCUUCCUUGUAAAUCUCUCUCUCUUCUUCCUUAUCUCUAUCUCUCUCUUCUUUCUUAUGUAUAUCUCUCUCUUCUUUCUUAUGUAUAUCUCUUCUUCCUUGUAAAUCUCUCUCUCUCUCUCCUUCCUUAUCUCUCUCUCUCCUUCCUUAUCUCUCUCUCUCCUUCCUUAUCUCUCCCCCUCUAUCUCUCUCUCUCUGCCUCUCUUUCUCCCUCUCCCCCCUCUCUCUCUCUGCCUCUCUCUCGCACUAUCUUUUUUUUUGUCUGGAAAUGUUGUUAUAGCUAA